This is a messenger RNA of Triticum urartu, 1076 nucleotides long. RefSeq names its product Vacuolar protein sorting 55 (VPS55) family protein. Lineage: Eukaryota; Viridiplantae; Streptophyta; Magnoliopsida; Poales; Poaceae. The record is from RefSeq and is a predicted model, not a curated record. Gene Ontology annotation, cellular component: endosome. Gene Ontology annotation, biological process: late endosome to vacuole transport via multivesicular body sorting pathway.
CGGUGAAGGCCAGCGAGAUCCGAUCCUUCUCCAACUCGAUUAGGAACCCUCGCGAUUAGGGACAGCGGUUAAUAAAAUAAAAUAACACCGGCUAGCUACCUAGCUAAUCACCCUACGGUCCCGUCCACACCACCACCACCGGCCCUUCUCCAAUCGCCACCGAUUCCUCUGGCCGGACGGAGAUCGAUCCCUCCCCGGCCGCCCCCGACCCCGCCGCAGCCUCCUCGUCGAGCGGCGGCCGCCGUCUCCGCCGCACGCGCCUCGCGCUAGAAACUUGCAUAACUGAAGAGCCUCAAAGGGAACGAUGGCGCUAUCACGCAGUAUGAGAACAUGCUUGCAUAGCGGAAGACUUGCCGCCCUGGCAAUACUUGUCUCUGGUGGGAUCGUAUUGCAGAUUUUGGCAUGUGCUCUUUAUAACAACUGGUGGCCCAUGUUGACAGUUCUGAUGUACCUCAUACUACCCAUGCCGCUCAUAUUUUUCCUGGGCUCCGAUUCUCCAUCGAUCAUGUCAAAUGAGAAUGAUGGGUGGGUGAACUUCACCAAGUUCCUGACGGGCGCGUCCAUCGUGGGCAGCAUCGCCAUCCCGUCGAUCCUGAAGCACGCCGGCGUCAUCGGGUGGGGCGCGCUGACAAUGGAGCUGUCCUCCUUCGCCGUCUUCGGGCUGGCCAUCGUGUGGUUCCUCCAGAUGAACUCCGAGGACGAGUACAGCGCCUUCUGAUCUCCAGCGCUUCAUCCUCUCCCGCGCCUUCUGAUCUCCAGCGCUUCAUCCAGUCCCGAACCUGUGGUCUGUGUGUUUCUAGUGGUGCCUCGCUAGAAAUAGGGAUCAUCAACUUGUGAAUAUCUACAGUACGAUUUGGAGCAUUGGUGUGCUUGACCUUGUUUAUAUCAGUGAAGUGAGCCUGUUCAGUUGCAUGUACAGUUAUCCUCUGCCUGCUAGCACAUGAUUUUUUGUUGGUAGGAACUUGAACUUAAAUCAGUCAGCUGUUUGCCAAGGCAUCACUGCAUACUCUGUCUAGCUUCUGUCGCUUUCCGUCAGUAUGAUAUCUGAACAAAAUGCAUCUUGCUUUUUACUGACA